Messenger RNA from Fusarium graminearum PH-1, 1950 nucleotides. RefSeq names its product L-serine dehydratase. The record is from RefSeq and is a predicted model, not a curated record. The transcript has a single exon. Gene Ontology annotation, molecular function: 4 iron, 4 sulfur cluster binding; L-serine ammonia-lyase activity. Lineage: Eukaryota; Fungi; Ascomycota; Sordariomycetes; Hypocreales; Nectriaceae. Gene Ontology annotation, biological process: gluconeogenesis. Bases 1 to 1950 code for a protein of 649 amino acids.
AUGGAGGAUGAAUCAAGCUCAUACAGUGAAGCUGAUCAUGAGCAUGCUGUCAUUUCCACAUUUGAUCUCUUCUCCAUCGGCAUUGGCCCUUCCUCAUCUCACACCGUUGGACCCAUGCGAGCUGGCAACAUUUUUGUCAACGAUCUUAUCGAGGCCAAUCUACUCCCCAAAGUCAACAAGAUCCGUGUUGCCAUUUAUGGAAGUCUUGCCCUCACUGGCGAGGGCCACAUGACACCUUCAGCUCUGUUGCUGGGUCUUGAAGGCAACGACGUGGAAACCGUUGAUACCGCAUACGUGCCCACCCGCUUUAAUGACAUCAAAACUACCAAGAAGAUCUUUCUCGGCCGCGGUCUAGCAGCUGAUGGAUCAAAGGGUAAGGAGAUCGAUUUCGACUACGAGAAGGAGUUCAUCUGGGAGUGGGGACGCAAAUUGCCCCAACACAGCAACGGCAUGCGAUUCACAGUCUUUGACAAAGAGGGCUACGUCCUCGCAACCAACGACAUGUUCAGCGUCGGAGGCGGCUUCGUCGUCAACGGUGCUCUCAGCAUAGCACCCCAACAAACUCUUUCUCCAAAUGACCCCGCGCAACUCGAGGACCCCGAAUUGGAGUCGGCGGCCCAUCCGGCUGAUUUGGCCGAAAAUUUGUACUACAAGGAGAUUCGGCGCUCCGAUGCCGCAGGGGAUCGCAGGACAGGUUCCGAGGUCAAGGCUCUAGACGAAGCCAAUGCGGGACCGACAGCUCUCCUCGGAGAGUCAGCUGAACCAACCGGACUCUCUACAGACGUCAAGUCAGAGACCAAGAGCACCAGCUCAUCGCCGCAUCCGCGGUAUGCAUUCCGAGAUGCCGCUAGUCUACUUUCUCUAUGUCGCAAGCACAACCUCACCAUCGCUCAGCUGGUCUAUGAGAACGAGAAGAGUCUGGGUUACACGGAUGAGGACAUUUAUCGCAAGAUCUUUAAGAUCUGGGGCGUCAUGGAUGCCAGUAUUCUGGAGAGUGUACAGGCGGCCCCUGGAACAAAACUCCCUGGAUCUUUGAAGCUGCAUCGACGAGCGCCCGCGCUUUACCGUCGCUUGACCCGAGGACUGUACCCUUCAUCUACUGCGGAUACAUCUGCUGCUCAGCUUGAGCACAAGUUCUCAGCACCUGACCCCAACAUUGGUGAGGAUGGCGCUUCUCCGCAACCUGGCGCUCUUACUUCGCCAUCAGGUAUUCUGAGCGCUUCGCCACCAGACAAGUUUGUGGCUGGAGCUCUCCGAAAGCGUGGACCUCCACGGAUACACGGUUCUUUGACCCAUCCUAUCGCUCCAGCUCCAUCGCGCAGAACGACAUUCCCAACCAUGGAUUACCUCUCCGUUUAUGCCAUUGCUGUCAACGAAACCAACGCUGACGGUGGCCGAAUCGUCACUGCGCCCACAAACGGUGCCGCGGGUAUCAUUCCUGCUGUGCUCAAGUACACGACUGAGUUCAUCAGUGAUGAUCCUGAGCGAGAUAUUCCCACCUUCCUGCUUACAGCUGCUGCGAUCGGUAUGCUUUACAAGCGAGGUGCAACUAUCUCUGCUGCCGAAGGAGGAUGCAUGGCCGAAGUAGGUGUUGCCUGCUCUAUGGCUGCCGGUGCCUUUGCAGCGUGUAUGGGCGCCAGCCCAGAGACCAUUGAGCAAGCCGCCGAGAUUGGUAUCGAGCACAACCUCGGACUGACUUGUGAUCCCAUUGGUGGUCUUGUCCAAGCCCCUUGCAUUGAGAGAAACGCGCUGGGGGCUACAAAGGCUAUUUCCAGUGCCAACUUGGCCCUGAGUAGCGAGACAGGUACUCAGCGAGUGAGACUGGAUGAUGCUAUCCGUGCGAUGCGUCUGACAGCCAAGGGCAUGAGAAACGAAUUCAAGGAGACGAGUUUGAGUGGACUGGCCACAAGUGUUCACAUUAAUAUUCCCGUCAGCGUCCCCGACUGCUAG